GGAGGCGGAACUGUUGUCGUCCAUCAGGGUAGUGUGUUGGGCUUUUGUCCAGGAGAAUGGCCGGGAUUAAAGCUCUCAUUAGCCUCUCCUUCGGAGGAGCCAUCGGCCUCAUGUUCCUCAUGCUCGGAUGUGCCCUACCUGUGUAUGACAAAUACUGGCCUUUGUUCCUCCUCUUCUUCUACAUCCUGUCCCCCAUCCCGUACUGCGUCUCCCGGAGGGUGGUGGACGACACAGACUCCUCCAGCAACGCCUGCAAAGAGCUGGCCAUCUUCCUCACGACGGGCAUCGUCAUCUCAGCCUUCGGCCUGCCCAUCAUCUUCGCCAGAGCCCAAGUUAUCGCCUGGGGGGCGUGUGCGCUCGUGCUAACGGGUAACAUAGUCAUCUUCGGGACCAUCCUGGGCUUCUUCCUGGUCUUCGGGUCCAACGACGACUUCAGCUGGCAGCAGUGGUAAACCGUCCGACGGAGGGGAGUUUAGUCCAAACUGUUUUUAUUAGCGUUACAAAUAUUAUUCUGGUAUGUUUGGUUGUUGUUAUUUAUAUGAUGACCACCCACCUGUAGACUCACACCAAAACGUGCAAUAUUUGAUUUGCUUUGAUUUUAAAUGGCCUGCUUUGUUCUGAACUGACUCAACGAGAUGCUGACUUUUAUUUGGAAUGUGUUCUGUCUUUGUUGUGUUUUAUUCCUCUGAUUUAAAGAGCGGCGAAAUCUGUGACUAAAAGAGUCCAGAUGACCGCGACCUGGUCUUCUUUUUUUAACCUUUGGUUAAAUUCUGAACAACUCUGGAAGGAGUUUUGUGAGUAAAUCAGAAGAGAACCGACAGAAAAUCUGCACGAUAUGAGCUCAAAUCGAUUUCAUGUGAAUUUAUGGUGUUUGUUGUUUUGGUUUGUUUUUUUGUUUAUUGCACGUUAAAGAGUUCAAAUCGCCUGAUGUAGUGCAGGUGUGUUCACGUGGCGUGACCA
Nematolebias whitei (Rio pearlfish) is the source of this 960-nucleotide messenger RNA. RefSeq names its product leptin receptor overlapping transcript like 1 (gene leprotl1). Gene Ontology annotation, cellular component: endosome. The coding region runs from base 57 to 452 and encodes 131 amino acids. Gene Ontology annotation, biological process: late endosome to vacuole transport via multivesicular body sorting pathway; negative regulation of growth hormone receptor signaling pathway. The transcript is spliced from 4 exons. The record is from RefSeq and is a predicted model, not a curated record. Lineage: Eukaryota; Metazoa; Chordata; Actinopteri; Cyprinodontiformes; Rivulidae.